Molecule: messenger RNA, 1980 nt
Organism: Chelmon rostratus (copperband butterflyfish)
Lineage: Eukaryota; Metazoa; Chordata; Actinopteri; Chaetodontiformes; Chaetodontidae
Product: solute carrier family 22 member 4-like
Exons: 10
Coding region: 1-1707 (568 amino acids)
Biological process (GO): transmembrane transport
Cellular component (GO): membrane
Molecular function (GO): transmembrane transporter activity
Source: RefSeq, a predicted model, not a curated record
AUGGGCAACUCAAAAAUUAGAGACUAUGACAGCAUUACAUCUUUUCUUGGAAAUUGGGGACCCUUUCAGCGAAGGAUUUUUUUAGCACUCGCCAUCAGCAUCCUCCCGAAUGGUUUUAUUGGCAUCUAUAUAGUAUUCGUGGCUGAUACCCCUCCUCAUGAGUGCCGCAUCCCUGAAAACUACAACAUCAGUGAGAUGUGGAGAAACGUGACGAUCCCACUGGAAACAGUUGAUGGCGUCUCAAAGCGCAGCUCUUGCUCAAGGCUUGACCUCGGAAUUGUCACAAACUACUCUCAAAAUGAUAUCAUCCCAAACGUGGAUGUGAACGUGAGUGAAAUUCCUUUGGAGAGCUGUGUGGAUGGGUGGACAUACAGCAAGGAAAUCUACCAGUCAACCAUUGUCACGGAGUGGGACUUGGUCUGUGAGAAUGGAUACAAAACUCCACUGACCACCUCUAUCCAUUACGUUGGUGUGCUGGUGGGAUCGUUCAUCUCAGGCCAGAUGUCUGACAGGUAUGGAAGGAGGCCGGCGCUCUUUCUCAUGAUGGGUCUGCAGACUGUGGCAAUCACAGCGCAGAUAUUCUCCCCGAGCUGGGAGGUCUUCACCCUCAUUUUCUUCUUUGCGGGUGCAGGGGGAUUCUCCAACUACACCAUUGCAUUCGUGCUGGGUACAGAAACCCUGAGCCCAAAAGCGCGAGUGGUCUUCUGCUCCCUUGGGGUUUUUAUGUCCUCGGCUUUGGGGUACAUGGCAAUGCCAGGCGUGGCUUACUUCCUCCGUGAAUGGCGGUUGCUGCUGAUUCCCAUGGCUGCCUCUGGCUUGAUCUACAUUCCUCUGUGGUGGAUAGUCCCAGAGUCUCCUCGCUGGCUGUUCUAUAAGGGAAGAGUGAAGGAAGCUGAAGCCAUACUGAGAGACGCUGCCAAGACGAGUAAUAUAGAAGCUCCACAGGCCAUUUUUACACAAGAUGAGAUCGAAGAUGUACUGGCUUUGAAAGAUGAGAAAUACAACUUUUCGGUCAUCCUGAGCAGCUGCAAUGUGUUCUCUAUUACCCUGCUGUGUUCCCUUCUGUGGGUUAUCGUCACCAUUAGUUACUAUGCUUUAAUCCUCAACACUUCAAACCUGCACGGCGACCCUUACCUAAACUGCUUCCUGUCUGCUACAACCGAAGUGCCGGCUUACAUAAUUGCCUUGUUACUGCUCCAGUUCUGCUCUCGGCACUUGUGCCAAUCCUCGACACUCUUUCUUGGCGGUGUCAUGAUCCUGUGUGUUCACCUCAUCCCAAUAGAUUUACCGAGUGUAUCUGUGUUUCUUGAGAUGUUGGGAAAGUUUGGCGUCACAGCUGCAUUUUGUGUGGUGUACACCUUUUCAUCCGAGCUCUUCCCCACCGUUAUCAGAAAUACAGCGAUGGGGUGCUGUUCCAUGGCUGCUCGUGUUGGAACCAUCCUCUCCCCCUUUAUCAUUUAUCUUGGACAAUACUACAAAGCCCUCCCAUACAUACUAAUGGGAAGUUUAGCCAUUUCUGGUGCUUUCUUAUGUCUCCUGCUGCCAGAAAGUUACAGGAAGGCUUUGCCAGAGACCCUAUCCCAAAUGCAGCAGAUAUGCGGGUUGUGCAGUGGAGAGAAAAAGAGGAAAUAUGUAGAAAACAGAGGAAGUGGCAACCCACCCAUACAAUAUGAGGCCAAGUGUGAUGUGCAGACUCUUACACCAUAGUCUCCUCGAGUUUCACUUUUAAGACAGACAGACAGAAUGAAAGACACUUCUUCUGCUUGAAUGUAAUUAUCUGAAAUCUGAAACAAUUCUUUGCAGUCCACUGCAAAGAAUUUUUUUUAUUAUCAAUUUUUCAUAACUAUUUUUUUACUCUGCUGAUAUUUGCUAGAAAUGUUGCAACGAACUGCCAAAUUUCUAGACCUUAAAAUGUUUGUAUGAAAGUGAAAUACCUGUCUGAUUGGCCUCUAAUUUCUGUCACACGAUACGUGUAAUUAA